Molecule: messenger RNA, 1848 nt
Organism: Colletotrichum destructivum
Lineage: Eukaryota; Fungi; Ascomycota; Sordariomycetes; Glomerellales; Glomerellaceae
Product: Putative Ion channel regulatory protein, UNC-93
Exons: 4
Coding region: 194-1642 (482 amino acids)
Source: RefSeq, a predicted model, not a curated record
UGUCAUUCUCUCUUUUCUAGAACCCGCUUCGCCGAACGACCAUUGUAGCGGAUGUCACGGUGAACCGAGAGACACAACUCUCUUUUAACCCCAAGCACUUUUCAAUCGUGAAGUGUUAAGAAGACGAAGAAGUUUGCAAACAGCAGUCUAUUCACGAACAACAUUGUCGAUAACCGAAGCCGGACGGACCAUCAUGAGCGCUGAGGAACCCCGCCAUGUGCCUAAUGAGGUGCCAGUUGACGUCGAAGUUGUCGGUGAUGCAGAUGUCGAGGCCGGAGAAGAUUCUAAGCUCAUGAAACUGUAUUCGCACCCUUGGACGCAGAUCAUUCUCAUCAGCUUCAUCUGCUUCUGUCUCCCGGGAAUGUACAACGCCCUCACAGGCCUUGGCGGUUCUGGUCAAGUCGACUCGACCGUCGCGGCUAACGCGACUGUCGCCCUCCUCUCCACCACGGCCGUGGCGGCGUUGUUCUUCGUCGGUCCGAUCCUUGCACUCGUCGGUCCGAAGAUCGCUUUCCUCAUCGGCGGCUGGACGUACGCUCUCUACAGCGGGAGUCUUCUCAACUUCAACCACAAUGCAAACGGCCCCUUUGUCAUCGCCGCCGGCGCGAUCCUCGGCAUCGGCUCCUCCUUCAUCUGGAUCGUCCAGGGCGCCAUCAUGACGACAUACGUCCACGAAUCGCAAAAGGGGCGCGCCAUCGCCGUCUUCUGGAUCAUCUUCAACCUCGGCGGCGGCGUCGGCUCCCUCGCGGCCUUUGGUCUCAACUUUUCGUCCACCACGGGCACCGUCAACGACGCGACCUACAUCGCCCUCAUGGCCAUCAUGCUUUUCGGCUGGGCGCUGGGCAUCUUCAUCUGUUCGCCGAAGCGCAUCCGCCUCGCCCAGCUGCACGCUGCCACCGAGACCGAAAACCACUCGAUGCGCGGCCUGUUGGACAUGACGGUCGCAACGCUCUGCAACUGGCGCGUUGCCUGCAUGCUGCCGCUCUUCUUCUGCGCCAACGUCUUCUAUUCGUACCAACAGAACAACGUCAACGGCAUGACCUUCAACAUCCGCACCCGCUCCCUCAAUGGCGCGCUGUACUGGAUGGCCCAGAUGUUUGGAGGCCUCCUCAUCGGCCUGCUCCUGGAUCUGCCCAUGCUCGAGCGACCCGGCCGCGCCCGCCUCGGCUGGGUCCUCCUCUUUGUUACCGGAAUGGUUACCUGGGGCGGCGGCUACCAGUUCCAGAAGUGGCAGGAUGCCCGCCACGCGCAGGGCCUCAUACAGGACGUCGACUACACCCAGGGGUCCAUCUCGACGGGGCCCAUCUUCCUUUACAUCUUCUAUGGCGCCUACGACUCGCUGUGGCAGUCGUACUGCUACUGGCUCAUGGGCACCCAGUCCAACUCGACGGGCCGGGCGGCCGUGCUCGUCGGCGCCUACAAGGCCUUCCAGGCGGCAGGCGGCGCCAUGGCCUGGAGGAUCAACGCCCAGCACACGAGCGCCAUGACGCAGCUCGCCAUGAACUGGGGGCUAAGCAUCGGCUCGUUGGUUCUCGCGCUGCCGACGGUGUUGGCGGUGACCAAGAGCACCAGCGUCACGGAAGAGGCUGGCGCCGAAACGCCCAGUGAGAAGACCGAGGAGAAGAUGGUCGAGGACUCAUAAGCCUGGAACGGGUGUUGAAGUGAAAGUAAUGUACGUCCGAAAGGACGUAUCUUUAUAUACAAAGAGAUAUGUCUCUGAUUCCCAUGAUCAGUGCAGAGCAGUUGUGAUGGAAAAAUGUAUUACUUCUUAAUGUCAAAAGCAUCUUAUCGCGAGUGUUGAUACAAAUCUGAUCGACCUUGAGACGUAGGAAUCUCUCGAAUGCCUCC